Molecule: messenger RNA, 2239 nt
Organism: Hypoxylon trugodes
Lineage: Eukaryota; Fungi; Ascomycota; Sordariomycetes; Xylariales; Hypoxylaceae
Product: PTR2-domain-containing protein
Exons: 3
Coding region: 166-2004 (612 amino acids)
Biological process (GO): transmembrane transport
Cellular component (GO): membrane
Molecular function (GO): dipeptide transmembrane transporter activity
Source: RefSeq, a predicted model, not a curated record
UAAUUCUAGAAUGCAUGGCACCUGGCUGUGAAACCCCAAAAAGGCCCUAUCUCGUAUCUAUAUUAAGGGCGAUGGGUGCCACCUAUCUCUCGAUUUUCAAUCGCAUGUAGAAGCUUCGGGUAGUUUCGCGAUCUUAAUCGCAAUCCUUGAGAGUCUGUACUUACAAUGGCUGAAAACGUUGUUGGUCUCACUGUGCAGAAAGUCGUCGAGCCAGAUGCGGAUAAUAAAGGUGUGCCAAGGUCAAGCGUGCACCUUGCGGGGGAUGUCUCGGAAAAUGCCCACCCAGCUCCCGACACUCCUCAUACCAACUCGCACCUCGACUCUCUAGAGGAAAAUAGCGAUGUUAUCGACUACGAGGCCUACCCACCCCCGACGAAGGAAGAACGCGAGACUCUCCGCAAAGUGUACGACACAAUUCCCAUAGCAGCUUGGUCCCUUUGCUUUGUCGAGUUAGCGGAGAGAGCGUCGUACUAUGGAGUUAAAGCGGUCUUCAACAACUUCCUCCAAUUUCCACUACCCGCCGGCGGUCCUGGGACAGGAGCUAUAGACCCAAGUAAGCCGAACUCUCACGCCGGUGCACUUGGUAUGGGCCUUCAGUCUGCCUCUGCGCUGACGCUUCUGUUCACUUUCCUGGCUUAUGUCAUUCCUAUCUUUGGCGCUUGGAUUGCGGACACCAAGAUUGGUCGGUAUAGAGCUAUCGUAUAUGGAGUGCUUGUGGGUGCAGUCGCGCACGUUAUCAUGAUAGGAGGCGCCGCUCCGGCUGUCCUGCAAGCUGGCAAGGGUGCUGUACCGUUCCUUAUCAGCUUCUUUCUCCUUGCUAUUGGAGCCGGCAUCUUCAAGCCCAACGUCGCACCGACAGUUAUCGACCAGUACAAGUACCAACGUGAAUACACCAAGGUGCUCAAAUCGGGUGAAAAGGUGCUUGUGGAUCCCGAGACGACUGUCAGCCAUAUCAUGUUGAUAUUUUAUGCCUUUGUUAAUGUGGGCGCGUUCUUCUCCAUCGCUAUCGUCUAUAUCGAGAAGUACCAUAGCUUCUGGCUGGCCUUUUUGGUACCGGGGAUUGUGUACUUUCUUUUGCCGCUUCUGCUUGCGGCCAUGUAUAAGCGCACCGUGAGGAAGAAGCCACAGGGUUCCGAUUUGAAUCGGUUCGUAAAGAUCACUGUUUCAGCACUGAAGGCAAGCAAGGGAAAUAUCUUCUCGGAGAAUCUGUGGCACAACGUGAAACCUGCUGUGCUUGCGGAAAAGAAUAUCGCUGUCACCUACUCGGAGAAGGAUGUUGAUGACGCACAACGCACGUGGGAAGCGGUCCAGAUCUUUCUCUACAUCCCCGUUUGGUAUCUAAACGACGGAGGUGUUGGCGCGGUUUCGAGUAACCAGGGAGCCGCUAUGACUUCUAAUGGCGCCCCGAACGAUCUUUUAGGGCACUUUAACCCGUUGGUUAUCGUCGUCUUUUCGCCGUUCAUGGCUCAGAUCGUGUACCCAUUCCUUGAGCGUCGGAAGAUCAAGUUCGGGCGUAUCAAUCGGAUGACCUUUGGGUUUGUUCUUGCUAUCAUCUCCGGUGUUAUCGGCGCUGUUGUCCAGUAUCGCGUAUAUGAAACUAGCCCAUGCGGUUAUUACGCUAGCGACUGUGACGAUGUUUCGCCCAUUUCAAUUUGGUGGCAGGUGCCCAAUGUUGCACUCGGUGCUAUUUCAGAAAUCUUCGUCAACGUUACCUCGUAUGAGUUGGCCUAUGCCCGUGCACCGGAGAACAUGAGAGCCACUGUCGUAGCUCUCUUCCUAUUCAUGACGGCUUUAAGCAGUGCUUUAGGAGAGAUCCUGAUCCCGGCAAUCACUGAUCCGACGCUCAUUUGGGCUUGGGCCGCUCCGGCUAUCGCACUUUUCGUCCAGACCAUCAUCUUCUGGUGGAGGCACCGCAAUGUCAAUGACGAUGUCUUCAUGACGUACGAUGAAGAUUAUCAACAACCUUCAACUGAGAAUGAGAAAAUUGAGAAGGAAGUGAAGUAGCCGGUCUUGUGUAACUACAUUAGCAGAAUAUGCGACGAACCGGGCCAGUAAUUGGGGAACUCCGGUGACGCGGACUGAAGCUUGUCAAUGUACCCAGUAUUCAUCAUAUCGCUAUAGCUACCUAGAUAUUAGGGUACACAAUUACGUUUUGUCCCUUCAAUUGAACAAAUAACUUAGCUCAAAUAAGAUGCUUUGGGCGGAAGAAAAUGAUGUGAGUGAUGUGAAGGGAUCUGAC